AUGGCGGCCUUCCACAGUCUGCCGUCAGAACUCCUACUUCCAAUACUCACGCCGUUGCCGGAGAGUAGCCUCGUACGAUGUGCAUCUGUCAAUCGUAAUUGGAAUGCGUUCGCGACUCCGCUUUUGUACAGGCGCGUCGCCGUCUACCGCUGGCAGCGCUAUGCGAAGACCAGGGCGGUAUCACUUAUGCAAACUCUUGCCCAACGAACAGAAGUCGCUAGAUGGGUGAAGCGUAUUGAUGUACUAGACUUCUAUGACGGCUUCGAAAACGAGUUAAGGCAAGAGGAGGAGCAAGAUGCGGUAUUUCAAUGCUGCGCGCAGGGACUGGCGAACUGUGUGAACCUCGAGUCUUGUACAUGGCAGGUACACAAUGCAUUAACAAGCCAAAUACUCAUCGCUCUCGCGAGCUUGCCCCGACUUCAGAGGCUUGAGAUCAAUGCACAUCCAGGCACUUAUGAACCUGCCGACCUCAUCCGUGUGCGGCAGAUUCGAGCACUCAGGCUGACGAUGCCAGACAAGGCUGCCAUCGAUGUCCUGUUACGAUGGUUGACAGCGAUGUGUGUAGAGGGUACAGACGAGGAACGAGGAACAGAGAUUGGUCUCCACGAGCUUAAGAUCAUAUGCCAGUCAACAAAUUACUACAUCGGAAGCAAGCAGCUCACCAAGCUCGCACCGUAUCUCACGCAACUCAAGUCUCUUCAUCUUCGCGACUGUCCGAACGCAGAUCAUAUCGGUGUUUACACUAUAUUACGGGGAUGCUCUUUCAGGAUGGAGGAUCUCUGUCUGGAGAGGAUUAGCCCUGAUUUCGACCUGAAGGAGCUGGCAACGGGACUCAAACUGCCGAGGCUCAAGUCACUUACGCUCACGCUGCCUGCCCCACCUUCACCGCCCCAAGUGUUCUUCGAUGCGAUACUAGAGUUGACCGCCGAGUCUCCGUUGACAGCACUAUCUCUCUCCCUAUCUGCAAACCACUCGCUGUACGCAUACGGUCCUGCCCCCAGCGACUGCGAGUUCAGCGCAUCAUUCGUACGCAGCCUUGCGCGUAGACAUGCACAAACACUUAGGGAGAUCGUGAUUAUCCGGUUACCUACACCGUUGGAAGCUGUGGAGGUGCUUGCAGCUUAUUGUCCGAAGCUCGAGGUAUUGAUUAUACCUGGAGAAGAAUUCGACUGGCCGCGUCUGGGAGAAGCGAUCUCCGCGAAAUCGCUUCCAUUUCUACGCAAGCUACACAUGUCCUUUCCCAUCGACCCCUUAAUUCGCCUAAUCACGACGCACGAGCUCAUCCCGCUUUCGAGACUAAGAGACCUUGCAGAAACGUGUUCCUCUACGCUGAAACACAUCGGCGAAUUCCACGAGGUUUAUGAGGUGGUGCGCAGGUGGGACCGGGAGACCGACACGACGUCUGUAGUUCUAGAACAGCGGACUGUCAUUCCUGAAGGAUAUCGGACUGGCCUUCUUGAAGCAUAUCGGACGAUGUGGCCUUGAGGGAAGUUAUUGGAACUUGGGAGGCAAGGAGGUGCCGCACCAUCGUCAUAAGACUGAGCUCGCCCUCCAUGUAGCUUACUUAUGCUUCGAGCAUACCACACUUUCCGGGGAAUUGCAUGGACUGCCAGGCACCCAGAGGCCGAAGGAAAUUGACUCGAAAUGCCUGUAAACUCUACAUCAACAGGUAAAGAGAGCGUUCACUUCAGCCUUCCGAGGGUGGU
This is a messenger RNA of Dacryopinax primogenitus, 1706 nucleotides long. RefSeq lists its product as uncharacterized. The transcript has 6 exons. Gene Ontology annotation, molecular function: protein binding. Bases 1 to 1485 code for a protein of 494 amino acids. The record is from RefSeq and is a predicted model, not a curated record. Lineage: Eukaryota; Fungi; Basidiomycota; Dacrymycetes; Dacrymycetales; Dacrymycetaceae.